AACUUGAUUGUUCAUUCAUGAUUGGCGUUUGGCGGUACCGGUGAUAGCAGGCACGUUUUAUUAAAUAAUUAACAAUUUCUCAGUAUUAUAUUUUGUGAAAUAUACUUAUAUCUAUCUAUCCAUACACGAUGCCAAGAACAAGAAACAAAGUAAUUAAAACAGUGUACAAAGAUGACAAUGAAAGUGGACAAGAGGAAGAUGGACACGAUUUCAGUGAUUCAGGCUCCGAAGCGGAGAUACCUGACUACCCAAGCUCAGACGAGGAAGAAGAGUGUGGGGUAUCCUCAGACGAAGACUUCAAGAGUACAAAAAACAACAAGAAAUCGAGUCGUCCUUCAACUGUCAAGAAAGUAAACAGAACGAAUUUUACAAAAUCUUUUAUGACCAAAAUAAAUAAACAAAUGGACAGUGAGGAAAGCUCGGAUAUAGCGCCAGUGUUGUUUUCUGUCAAAAAUUUAACAGACGCCGAUAAGCUCUUACCUUCCAUUUUAAAUCUUUCUGAAAGUGAUAGCAGUGAUGAUGAGACUCCUGUUACAACUACAAAGAAACCGCUACCAAAUUUUGUGCCAGAAUCAAAGUCUGUUGAUUCAGAAACUGAGACAGAAUCAAAAAAUGAGUAUAAAGAUGUGUGGUCAAAUAUUAUUCAAGAUGAGAGUGAAGAAGUUGCCAAAAGAACUUUCUUGGAACUGGAACAGGCCAAAAGUAAAAUGGAAGAAACAAAAAUAUCCAUUCAGAAUUAUAGUGUCAAAAUGAAUGCACAUUCUGAUUGUGAUGUAAAAGAUUUGUUGGCUCUUGGAGAGGAGGAAAUACCACAACCAAGUUCUUCAAACACUUGUAAGAAAAGAAAACCAAAAAUUGUUAAUGAUGAUAGUGAAUCAGAAAUGGAAGAUUGGGAAGAAGUGAAAGAGGCUAAAGGUAUACCACAACAAGGACUACAACUCAUAGUUGACGUUCCCAAUGCUGUUUGUAGAAAAACUAAAAAAUUAGAUGUUGAGAUGAUGAUGAAAAGAAAAAUCAACAGGGUGAAAAAAGAAUAUCAAGUGUACAUGCAUAAAGUUCAUGUCUUAUGUUGGCUAGCUCACGGAAAUUACAUAAGUAGAGUUUUGAAUGAUCAAACUAUUAUGGCAGCUGCAUUAUCUUUAGUUCCAUCUAAAGAAUGUUAUCCUGGAGAAAGAGUGGAUAUGAAGUAUGUUGAACAAAUAACCACUUGGUAUAAAGACAAAGUGACAUUAAAACAGGAUAAACAUGAAAAUAAGUUCAGACCAAAAGCAUUACCUUUAAAAGAAAUUUUACAACAACAGAUAAAAAGCAGAAUUUUCACUACAAAAAAGUAUAUAGUGUUUGUGUUUGUAUCCAUGUUAAGGAGCCUUGGUUUGCAGUGCAGAGUUAUGUUUAAUUUUGUUACUGUGCCAAUUAAACCUCUUAGUUCUGAAUUAUGUUCAUUAUCUACCAAAACGAACGAUACUAAAAAUGAAAUUAAAAAAGAAAAUAAGCAGACGGAAAAAACAAAGAAGGCACCUUCCAGCAGAUCAAUAAAAGAAAGCAAAGAAAAAAUAGCGCAACUAGAUGGCAAUUGGGAUAUGAGUUGUUCCAGUGAUAGUGAUAACAUUAUGCAGGUAGAUGGCAGUGAUGAUAAACUGAUAAAUAAUAGAAGACAAAAAAAUACACAAAAUUUAAAAAAACACACGAGUAGUGAUACAAAUAUAGAUCUGGGUAGUGUUUCACCACCAAAAAGAGCAAGACGGGAUUGUACUACUCGCAAAGAACCAGAAAAAAUUAAUGAUAACACUAAUAAAACUGAUAGCAAUAAGCAAAGUAAAGUUGAAGCAGGUAAAUCUCGAAAAUCGUUGUCAUUAAAUCGCCUUGAAACUAAAGGUAAUGUUAUUCAGUCUGAAUUAAAAGAUAAGGCAACUAGCAAAAGUGUUGAAAAUCUUGUAGAACAAGUUAAAAUACCGCGAAGAACCAGAAGCAGCAAACCUUCAGCCAAUGCGACUUUACCUAAACCAGAAAUUCCAGUAAAAGAAAACAAAAAUAGAUCUGUGUUAAAGAAGGAGUCUGAAAAAGUACCUAAAAUAAUAGUAACAAAUGAAAAUGAUAGUGUUGCUAGCAAAUAUUUUGAAAAUGAUGACUUGACUUCUAGUAAAACAUCAAUAAGCAGAAAACGUUCUAAAACAUCAGAACCGAUUGAAUCUCGAAGCCAAAAAGAAAAUGAAACCAAAAAACGAGUACGGGCAAAAAGUGCGCAAAAUAACACUGAGAACAAAUAUUUUACUAGUAAUAUUGAAAAACCAGGAGCAAAAACUAGAAGUAAUAAAAGGCAGGUCGAAGAUCCAUCCGAAGAUAGCAAAAGGAUUAGUCAUAAAGAUUUACAAAAACCAGCAAAACAGAAAAAUGAUGUUAAAAAAGACCUUAUAAAUAUUAUUAAAGGGAGAGUUAAGGAAGCAAAAGCUGAUGCCAAAAAGUUAUUGGUAAAAGAGAAAAUAAAAAAGGAAUCUGAUGAAGAUAGUGAUUAUUUGCCAGUACUGUCGCCAAAAGAUAAAAUGUCAGAGAGCGAUGACGAUUUUAAACCCAGUAAAAUUAGUCCAAAAUCAAGAAUUAAAACUGUUAAAAAAGUGGAUCGCCGUGUUUUGUCAACAGAUGACGAAUCACAGAACAAUCUUAAUAAAAUUGAUGUCUGGUGUGAAGUAUAUAUAGAAGAACUGGAAGAAUGGAUAGCUGUAGAUGUCAUUAAAGGCAGCGUGCAUUGCAUCAAUGAAAUUUAUGGUCGUGCUACUCAUCCAGUGAACUAUGCCGUUGGCUGGGAUAACAAUAAUUACUUAAAAGAUCUGACUCGAAAAUAUGUGCCGCACUGGAAUACUGUCACUCGUAAACAACGCGUAGAACCUCUUUGGUGGGAUGACGCCAUUAAACCGUGGCUGGGACCAAAAACUGCAAGAGAUAGAGAGGAAGAUGAGCGUUUAGACAGAAUGCAGCUUGAAGCUCCUUUGCCUAAAGUUAUAGGAGAAUACAAAAACCACCCGCUGUACGCGUUAAAGCGCCACUUGCUCAAGUUCGAAGCGAUCUACCCGCCCGACGCGCCCACGCUCGGCUUCGUGCGCGGCGAGGCGGUGUACGCGCGCGGCUGCGUGUACGUUUGCCGCUCGCGCGACACGUGGCUCAAGGAAGCCAAGGUGGUCAAACUUGGUGAAGAACCCUACAAAGUGGUCAAAGCACGUCCCAAGUGGGAUAAGCUUUCCAACAAACUAAUAACGGAUAAACCACUGGAGGUGUUUGGGCCGUGGCAAGUCCAGGACUACGAGCCACCGGUAGCGGAGAACGGCAUAGUGCCACGAAAUGCGUAUGGCAACGUGGAGCUGUUCAAGGACUGCAUGUUACCUAAAGGAACUGUUCAUUUGAAAUUUCCGGGCUUGAACCGUGUAGCAAAGAAGUUGAACAUAGACUGCGCUCCAGCCAUGACCGGAUUCGAAUUCAACGGGGGCUGGUCCCAUCCUGUCUACGAAGGAUUUGUUGUAUGCAAGGAGUAUGAAGAAAUUAUCACAGAGGCGUGGAUAAAGGACCAAGAGGAUCAAGAGCGUAAAGAACAAGAGAAAACUGAGGCGCGAGUGUAUGGUAACUGGAGGAGACUCAUACGUGGUCUUCUCAUUAAGGAAAGACUCAAGGCUAAGUACGGCUUUGAGGAACCCAGUACAUCACAGGAUAAAAAGAAAAAAGGUCCUCGACUUGUUGUUAAAAAAACAUAAAUGAAACAAACAAAUUUUCUGAAAAAAGAAUUUUUGUCUUCAUGCGAUGUUUAUGGGUCUAAUAUCAAUUUACAUUGCAGCGGAAUGGAACAAAAGCGAGUUUUUUGAACAAAGCAUAGUGAACUUUUCGAGUCAAUUGUAUAACAAUAAAACUACAUAACAUCCGGGAAAUACUCGCAUAUUCUCGAGAAUACUCGACGAAUUCGGACUCCUCUCGAGAAUACUAAUCCGCGGAAAGCAACUCGAAGGGACUCGGUCGGUCGGUAUUACGGUGUCAAGCUUUUACGAAAUUCUCGAGCAUUCCCGAAAAUUUGUCCGCUUUCUCGCGAAUUCAUGCGCCUUCUCGUGCAAUAAAGUGGAAUUGACGUUUCCGCUUCACUCCAUUCUAGGGUUGCCAACAUUUUUUCCGAAAAAUAUAGUAUUUUUCAAAUUAAUAAAUAGUAUUUUAUGGAAGAAGCCAAAAAAUCGUCAUUUAUUUAAAAACAACAAUAUGAAUUCACUCUUUUUAUUGCAUUUUUCAAGAUUUAUUUGUCUGAAAUAAGAGUGACAUAUUAUGCUUUUUCACAUGAUUUUUUUUUUUUGAUAACCAAAAGCAUUUUUUUGUCUAAUUGAUUAGUUUAAUGUUUGGAACUCAGUAAGAUAGACAAGUUCGGAUAGGCUAGACACUUGUAUCAGUCAAAAACUAACGUUAAUAAACUUAAAAUUAAUAUUUUAUUUGUUAGAUUUCUGUGUUGAAAAUACAUACUCUAUUAUUGCGUACUAUAUCAACUUAUAUCUUCAACAGUAUAUAGUACGCAGACCCGAAAUAUAGUACAAUACUAUAUAUUAUUAUACUACGGUUGGCAACCCUACUCCAUCUGUAAAUUGACCCCAAGAAGAAUCCUAUGUAUCAAAUACUUUGGUUUUCCUCAUUUCUAAUAAUAUCUAGUUGUAAGAUAGUGAUAACCAUCUAAUAAUGCCUACCUCAUUUCUAUUAUUGUUUGUAUGUGUUACGUAUCAAGUAAUUAAAUGACAUUAAUUGCUUAUUAAAUUGUUAUUAUAGUAGGGGAGCCAAAGAGGGGAUUUUUGCAGUUACUCGAGCGCGGCAGAUGAACAUAAUAGAGUAUACCUUGCACGUUGUUCAGUACCUCCACCAAGUAUGACCCCUUAAUAUUGGUGGGUACGUUUAGGGCAACCAAAAAACAACUAACUUCAGAAAUACUCAACCAGCACGUCAGAUUAAGAUAAGGUAGGUGAGUUGAUAGCUAAAAGGUGUGCAAUUCGAAAAUCUGACGGUUUGACCGUAACAUAAAGGAAUGGGAGGGUUCUAAAGUUACAAAAUAAAACCCUUGUAUUCUUUCUAUCAUCUAAUCUACCAAAUCUAAUCGAUUCCAAUGACGCUUUAGUAACUGCAAAUUUAGCAUCGCGGCUCCCCUACUAUUAAUGUUUAUUUCAGGAAUACUGUCAAUUAGAAAAUAGAUUUACAUAAUAGUCUAGAAUAUAGAAAUACCAUAACCCCUAAUGCCGCCUAUCUUGGAGUACCUUAUUAUUACAAUUAAAAGUGUUUUACUGUUACUUUUUGCAUGUAGUUAUUAUGUUUAGGAUUUAAGAUAACAUAACGACUAAGUACCUACUAAUCUAAAUUUAUUAUAACUUUACUUUCCUGUUUAAUUUGUUUUGUUAAAUUUUGUUGAGGCCAUGACUACCUAGGAAUUAUUAUCCAUUAUGGAAAUUUUGGUUUUGAGUUCUUCGUAGUAUUUAGCUGCCAGUGAUGUUAUUCAGUUAAUACUGUAAAACAUAUAGUUUAAAAUGAGGAAGAGUCUUGGUAAUAAUUUUGCAUGUUUACUUGAUAUAUUAAUUUUGUGAUCUAUCUAUUGACCUCUUAUAAUAAAAGGACGCACAAUCAUGUAGAAAAUUUCACUUAGAAACAGGCCAAUUUCGCUUUGACAGUUUUAGAAUUUUGGUUAAAGAAAAUUAUACCUGAAGGCCUUUAAAUAUAGUCCAAUAUUCAAUAAAAUCCCAAAUUCAGAGCAAAUUCAACCUUAGGGAUGGAGUUUAGGGUUGAAUUUGUAAAUGCGACUACUUAAAUUGAGUGCCAAGAAGUUGUGUUUGGCACUCAUUGAGUGGGGACGUUUUUUGGUUGCUGAUUGUGCAUCCACUUUUUAAUAGGAGAUCGAUGGAUCUGUCCAAAUAUGCUGCCAUAGUAUACAAUUAAGUGUGGUUUUUAAGUGGAUAAGUAUUAUCAGCAAAGCUUAUAAAUUCCGUAAUAAAAAUAUACAAUUAUGGAUAAAUUAACUACUUAGUAUUACAAUGUGAUUUUAUACGAAAUUAUGUCAGUGAUGCAAAUUGAAUUUCUAUUUUGUUAUUGUUUUGAACUAUUUUGUUUGGAAUUUGAAUUGGUUUGUGAAUAAAAAUGUUUACUUUUUCUAAUAUUAUUUCUCUAUCUUGUUAGACUUGUUGUUAGUUUUACUGUCUCGCUCAAUUUUUGAUUUAUUUGCUUAGGUUCCAGAGAAAGGGCACAUAGUUCAGUGAGAGUGGGUUCUUAUAAAUAAGUAAAUAAAAGAAUAUUGUUUUACGUAUUUAUUUAUUAAAAGUGAGAAUAAUAUAACGAUAGGUUUGCAAUAUCAUGCAAUAAGCUGCUUUAUGUGAGAUACUAUUUUAUAUGCAUAAUAUAUUGCAAAAGCCGCCAAGCGAUUAAAUAUUAAAUCUAGCACAGCUAAUAGCUGUUUGAAGUAUUAAAUGUAUUAAAAUGAUAUAAUGACAAUAGUAUGUACAAAAAUCGUUGGUGUAUCUAGUUUAAUAGACAAUAAUAUGUAUAAUGAUCGCUUCAGAUCUUUAAAGCAAGAUCUGGUCGGUCGAAACGAUUGCAAUACGCAAUCUUUGCCGCGUUUACAGGAUAGUUUUACCUCCAUAUCAAAAAAGUGAUAUUCUGAAGGUACAAUCACAAUGCCAUUUAACAAAGAUGUUUUUUUUUUUUAAUUUUUUUUAUAUUUAUUUAUUUAAAUAAAUUAGGUAUUUAAAUACUUUA
Bicyclus anynana (squinting bush brown) is the source of this 6747-nucleotide messenger RNA. It is a transcript of the gene Xpc, whose product is annotated as DNA repair protein complementing XP-C cells homolog. NCBI's taxonomy places the organism in Eukaryota, Metazoa, Arthropoda, Insecta, Lepidoptera, Nymphalidae. Bases 129 to 3740 code for a protein of 1203 amino acids. Gene Ontology annotation, biological process: mismatch repair; nucleotide-excision repair. The record is from RefSeq and is a predicted model, not a curated record. Gene Ontology annotation, molecular function: single-stranded DNA binding; damaged DNA binding. Gene Ontology annotation, cellular component: nucleus; XPC complex; nucleotide-excision repair factor 2 complex. The transcript has 10 exons.